Messenger RNA from Geodia barretti, 1758 nucleotides. The record is from the annotation of a GenBank genome assembly. Lineage: Eukaryota; Metazoa; Porifera; Demospongiae; Tetractinellida; Geodiidae.
AUGAAGAUAACACCACUCUAUCCCAUCCAUGAACAGCUCGGUGCGGCAUUCGCAAAAAAGCAUUUAGAUUGGAAUAUUGCGACCGAAUUCACAGAUGCUAUUUCCGAACAUCAUACUGUGAGAAACAACGUUGGUAUCGCUGACGUGUCCUAUCGAGGUCGGUAUCGGUUAAUCGGCGAGGAUCGGGCGAAAUUUCUACAUCGUAUCAUCUCCAAUGAUGUUGAAAGUCUCUCAACUGGCGAAGGCACCUACGCCACGCUCCUAACGCAUCGUGGCAAAAUUAUAGCCGAUUUGAGUAUCUCUGUUCUUGAAGACGCAAUCAGUAUUGACACCGCGCCUGAGACCACAGAAAGCCUUUUCAGCGAAUUGGAUAAGUACAUCAUCGCUGACGAUGUUGAGCUUUCUGAUGUAACCGCUGAGACUGGGGCGAUUGCUGUUCACGGUCCAAAGUCGACGGAUCUUGUUCAAUCUGUGCUCGGUAUAAACGAACUUGCUGCGCUACCAGAGCGGUAUAACUGCUUUCGUGAAGCAGAUGCGCUUUAUGACCACACAACCGUCUGUGUGAGAACAGAUAGCACUGGCGAGAGGGGUUGGACGCUUUAUACCGCUGCCGAAGCAUUAGGGUCGCUUUGGGAGGCAUUGAUGAUUGAAGGUGCCCGCUUUAAUGUUCAACCGAUCGGUUGGAAUGCCCUUGAGUCGCUCCGAAUUGAGGCAGGUGUGCCGAGAUAUGGAACAGAAUUGACCGAUUCUGUUAUCCCACUUGAGGCUGAAUUAGAACACGCUAUCGAUUUUGAGAAGGGAUGUUAUAUUGGACAAGAAAUUGUCGCGCGCAUGAAGUAUCGAGGUCACCCGAAUCGUCUCUUACGUGGUAUUGAAGUUGAUCCUGAUUCAACAUCACAGGAACGCUGUGGAUGUGGCCUUGCCAAACUGGCAAGCAUUCAAGGGGAAGGCGACCUCGCUGUGGUAGAAGCCACCCUUGAGGGGAACAUCGGUACGCUUGAGCGUAUGGCUAAGAUUGGGAAUACGAACCUCAUUAUUAAGACGGCUCGCGCGUAUUCAUCUUAUGCCGGCUUUAUUGAGGAUAAGAUGGAAGAGGCUGAAAUAGCAGGCGACUCUGAGACUGCGGAGGAGAUGCACGCACGAGCAAUUGACCUCUAUAUCCGUUCUGAGGGAUACGCGCUCAAGGCUUUGGCGAAGUCCGAUAAAACCUUCAAUGAGGCAAGAACCGUUGAUAUCGAUGGCUUUGAAAAAGCACUUCAGCGUUUGAAGAAAAAGGAUGUUGAACCGCUAUUUUGGGCGGCUUAUUCGAUUGCACGCGGCAUUAGCCUCCAGAAAGAUGAUCCGAUGCAGGUAAUUGACCUCGCUCGGGUGGAACUGAUGAUGCAACGUGUGCUUGAAUUGGACGAAACUUUCUACUUCGGUGGUGCCCAUCUGUUUUAUACUGUCUAUUACGGCGACCGCGCGCCAGCAAUCGGUGGAGACCCGGAGAAGGCAAAGGAACACAUUGCGCAUGUAGAUCGAAUCAAUGACGGCAAGUUUUUGAUGAGUAAACUCUACCUCGCACGUUACUAUGCCUAUCCUAAACAGGAUGUGAAACUUUACAAAACGGCGUUACAAGAAAUUCUUGAUGCACCCUCGGACAUUUAUCCUGGAGAGGAAGCUGCGACUUCGUUGGCAAAAUCACGCGCCAAACGCUGGCUCGAUCAGGUUGAUGUUCUUUUUGAUCCAGAAAUGGAGGAAGGAGACACAGACGAAUGA